Messenger RNA from Trachymyrmex cornetzi, 1125 nucleotides. Its product is annotated as putative nuclease HARBI1. The record is from RefSeq and is a predicted model, not a curated record. The transcript has 4 exons. Bases 1 to 1098 code for a protein of 365 amino acids. Lineage: Eukaryota; Metazoa; Arthropoda; Insecta; Hymenoptera; Formicidae.
AUGGAUUUGACAAAUUUAGAAAUCCAAGAUAUUAAUUUUUUUAAUGAAGAAGAAGAAGAUGAAGAAAUGGUACUUCGUGCACCAAAACGGUAUCUUCGUGAUAAACAAAAUCCAUUCGAAUUUUUUAAUGAACGAGAAUUUAAGAAAAGAUUUCGAUUUUCAAAAGAUUCCGUAAUGCUUGGUAUUUUACCAUUAAUAGAGGAAGGAUUAGUAAAAAUUAACAAUCGCGGUUUGCCAAUCUCUCCGGUUUUACAAUUAUUGAUAUGUUUAAGAUUUUACGCAACAGCAAGCUUUCAGCUCGUGGGUGAUGUAAUACAAAUUUCACAGUCUACAAUAUCACGAAUUAUAUUUCGAGUUUCUUGUUUAAUAGCAAGUAACAUGAAAACAUAUAUAAAAAUGCCAACAUCUGAUCAAGUACGCUCUGAAAACAGACGUUUGUUCAAAGAACUUGGACGUGGUCCUGGGGGGAUUGGUCUUCCUUCGAUUGAUGGAGCGAUAGACUGUUCACAUAUUCGCUUAACUCAUACGAGGUUUCAACAUAUUAAUGAAGUAUAUCGCAAUCGAAAAGGAUACUUUUCUCUAAAUAUUCAGGUUGUUGUUGGACCGCGCACCGAAAUAUUAGACAUUGUUCCAGAAUGGCCUGGGAGUGAGCAUGACAGCCGAAUAUUUCAGAACUCACGCAUAUACAUACGAUACACAGAACGGCAAUUAAACGGAAUGCUCGUCGGUGAUGCUGGAUAUCCCUCAUUACCAUUUUUGCUCACGCCAAUUAAUAAUCCUGUUACUGAUGAUGAAACAAGUUACAACAUAAUCCUUGAUAGGACAAGAGGAAUUGUAAAGAGAACUUUUGGCAUUUUGAAACGUAGAUUUCCGUGCUUAUCAAAAGGAUUGAGCACAAAAUUAUUGACAUCCACAACAAUUAUUGUGGCAUGUGCUGUCUUACAUAAUCUAUCGUUGAUUUUUAACGAUAAGUUAGAAGAAGAAGAUGACGAAGGAGCAGAAAAUGUGAAUGACGAAGUCCCAGUUCCUCAACCUCAUUGGCAACCUGGGGAUGGUUUUAUCAUAAGAAACACUUUAAUUGAACGGCUUUUUAGAUGAUUAAAGGACGUAUGUAUAUAAUAACAU